Molecule: messenger RNA, 6826 nt
Organism: Sphaerulina musiva SO2202
Lineage: Eukaryota; Fungi; Ascomycota; Dothideomycetes; Mycosphaerellales; Mycosphaerellaceae
Exons: 5
Coding region: 110-6826 (2238 amino acids)
Biological process (GO): mRNA export from nucleus; mRNA processing
Cellular component (GO): THO complex part of transcription export complex
Molecular function (GO): mRNA binding
Source: RefSeq, a predicted model, not a curated record
CGAUUCACUCCUUCUACAACUUCCUUUGCUUCCACCCUUAUGUUGACAACGACACCACUUCACUCGGCCCUUUCCUAUUCUCAAUUCGUGUCGAAUCAGUGUCGCUAUUAUGGCGCCCCCCAGCGGCAAGCGGAAGCGACCUGAACGCCAGCAUUCCGACGACGCUUCACGAGCUUCGCCCUACCGACCUGAGAACUCGCGGAUGGCAUCGCAACGGGCAUCAAAGGCCGGCGCCGUAGCUGAACCCACCACUGAUGAAGCAAGAUCGUCGGCGAAUACACCCCUGAAUGGCAACGGAGGCGAUGCAUCACACCUAGAAACGCCAGCUGAGAAUGGAGAUGUACCAGUAUCGGGGUCCACGCCAACCAACAAUGGAGAGGCGGCCAUAGAAGAUGUGCCUAGCGACCAGAGGACGCCAUACCAAUAUUCGUACCUGGUGGACGAAGUUGUGGCAGUAUGGACGGACACGGGCGGUCAGUCCAUACUCGACACGGCCGCAACGCUAGAUGAAAUGCAACUCAGCGACCUUGUCCAGGAGCUCAUACGGUCGGCCCUGGACGGAAGGUUGACCGGACAGCAAGCUGGUCAUACUGUCCGCGCGCUGAUUGCCGCGAAGCAUGAAAGCGAUGGCGUUGAUGUCGAAUUUCUUUUUCUGAACAAUCUCUCAUUUCUCUUCGAGUCCGGUCACAAAGACCAGGUCCUCAAGGGUCUUGUGGCUGCCACUGGAAUUGACCAAGAGACCAUGCGACUGGAACUCGAUAUACCGUUGCUGCAGGAACUUUCUCUCGUGCGCAGCACGUUCGAGAAGAUGCGAACUCGGAAGACGACUAAUGCUCUGUAUCGGCAAGCUAACUUCAAUCUAUUGCGAGAAGAAAGCGAGGGAUAUGCCAAACUGAUCACGGAGUACUUCAACACAGCGCAGCAAGCCUUCGAGAAGCGCAAUGGCGAUGACCCCUUCAUCGCCGAAGAUGCUUUUCAGCGCGUCAAAGCCCUGGUCGGAGCCUUUGAUCUCGAUGUUGGCCGUGUCCUGGAUAUUACCCUCGAUGUCAGUGCUGAUCUCCUGGUCAAAGCAUAUCCUUUCUUUAUGAAGUUCUACCGCGCGAGCUCAUGGUGGCCGAGCGACGAAUCGCUUGACAAUCUGAAAUGGGAAGAUCAAGGCUUCGGCACACUGCCUGCCUGGUGCCUACCCGGAUCUGGAAGGUCUGCAUUCACCACCGAAGAGCGCGAGCAGUUGACUGCUCUGAGACGGACUCGUGACGUGCGAUUCUGGCAACAAGUGCGAGAGGUCGGUACGAAAGCCUUCUUUGAGCUAGGUGCACGCAAAAUUGUGGACUUUGACUCUGCACUGCCGUUGCUGGAGCAAGAAGCGCAGCCAGAGCUCGAUUCUCGUGGCAAGGAGACUAACCAGCACAAACGGCAACGUGUGAAUGAAGAUCGAAAGUACAUGCGAGAGACUCGUCACCUCCCACCCCCUGGAAACUACGACGCUGCUCAGCUCUUGGGCUUCAAGCUACGCUUCUAUGCUUCCGAUGCACGUGAUCCGCAAGAUACACUGCCCGACAACCUCAUCUACCUCACGGCACUACUCAUCAAGAUUGGUUUUGUGUCUUUGCGAGACUUGUACCCGCACCUCCAUCCAUCGGACCAGGACAUGCCAGCAGAGAGGAAGCGGCUCGAAAAGGAGAAGGCGGAGAAAGAUGCCAAGGACCGCCCUGGUGGAGGGAUGAACGCACUCCUGAUGGCGGGUGCGCUGCCCGAUGAUACCCCUGUGUCACGGAAUACACGUCUUGACAAAAGCAAGAACGGCGGCACUACACCAGCUCCAGACAAGAAAGACGAUGCCAAGCCAGAGUUACCACCUCCCACAAAUCAGAAGCUCUAUCUGCUCAAAGCCCUUCUGCUCAUUGGAGCUCUUCCCGAAGCUCUGUACAUCCUCGGUCGCUUUCCGUGGUUAGCAGAAGUGGACACUGAACUUCCUGCAUUCUUCUUCCGCAUUCUCCGACACAUGUUGAGCAACAUGACGGAGUCUGUGAAGCCUCUUCACGGGCUGUCAGACAUGCGCAGAACAAAUGAUCGUCUCAGCAACACCACCGUACAGCCCAACGGACAGCUACCGGUCAGCUCAUGGUCGGCGAAGAAGCCGAUUCGUUGGUUGCACAAUGAUUGUUUCAGCAAAUCGGGUGAUGAGUACAGACACUAUUACAGCGACUGGAGUGACAAUAUCCCUCUGUGUCAAAGUUCUGACGACGUAUAUCUUCUAUGCGACACUUUCAUCGGCUUCCUAGGUCCCAAGAUCGGGCAAGACCCCGAGAUCUAUGGAACCCUUUUGCGUCUUGCUGAGCAGAGUCUCGUUGGUGACGCUUCGCCCGCCAAUCGAACGCGCUGGCUCACAAUCCUGCGACGUCUGCUUAUUCCUGCAUUGAGCUGUGGCAAGCAUAACCCCCAACUCAGUCAACAAGUCUUCGAUUUGCUCAAGCUCUACCCUUUGAGCACUCGCUACAAUGUCUAUGCAGAGUGGUUCUCGGGCUCUACUUCCCGGCAGGCCGAUGUCCGUGAUGCAUUUGCACGUAACAAAGCAGAAGUGCGAGACGUCCUCCGUCGCGUUUCCAACGACACCGUGCGAAAGCAAGGCCGAGCGCUGGGAAAAGUAUCAUUGGCAGCGCCAGGCAUUGUCAUGGUGGAGAUGAUCAGCCAACUCGAGGUGUACGCCAACAUGAUUCCCAGUCUCGUGGAGUGCACACGAUACUUCUCGCCCAUGGCGUAUGAGGUGCUCACAUGGGCCCUGAUCAAUUCGCUCAGUGGGAACGAUCGCAACCGCAUGCAGGGUGAUGGCAUGCUGACCAGUCCGUGGCUUCAGGCAUUGUCACGGUUCGUUGCCAAUCUCUUCUCCAAGUAUACUUACUUGAACCCCACACCGAUCCUGCAAUACCUCGCUUCCAAGCUGAGAUCCGGAGAGACCACCGAUUUGGAGAUGCUCGAGCAAAUUCUGGUCGAGAUGGCUGGGAUCCGCUCGGAUGUGGAGUUCAACGACACUCAGGUGCUGGCAAUGGCCGGUGGUGUCUCGUUGCAGAGUUAUAUCCUGGAGCAAUUGUCCGACAAGAGACACACCAAGGAGAAAGAAAAGCCGGCAAGACGUCUCAUGCAGUGCCUCAGCAAUUCGGGUCUGGUUGGCCAGCUGCUCAUCGCUAUCGCGCAAGACCGCAAGCUCUACGCACAUGGCGAAGAGCUUCGCUUUGCCCCCUUGAAAGUCGUCGGCAAUAAUCUGGACAAGAUUUCGGCUGUAUUUGCGCAGUACCUUGACGCACUGAAGUGGAAUCUGAAACCACAAGAACUCGAGGCAGCGGUGCCUGAAGUGGGAGUCCUCGUGCACGACUUCGGUCUUGAGCCCAGCGUUGCACUGCUGAUUCAUCGUUUGGCUGUUCGCAGUCGUAUGAAUGAUUAUGAUGCAGCCAAGAAGCAGGAGAACGAGAAAAAGGAAAAGGAAAAGCCGGAAGCUGCCCCAGCAAAUAAGAGCAGCGACACUGUCAUGGAGGAAGCUCCAGUCAAGCCUGCGGAUGAUGCUGAAGACAUCGACGCGAAAGCGGCAGACUCGAAGCAUAUGGACAUCGACUCCGCGAAUCCAUUGCAAUCGUCAAGUCCAUGGCAUCCCGUGCUUGAACCCGUGAUCCAACAACUCACAGAUGCGCUACCGGACUUGGCUGCGCGUCUCAGCAUUCCUUUCUAUGUCACUUUCUGGACUCUUACUCACCAAGACGUUCUGGUACCUACCGAUAGCUACCAAAAGGAGACAAAUCGCAUCGAGCAGGAAAUCAAGCAGAUCAAUGCGGACCGAAGUGAUCUCACUAGCAUCGCUACCAAGGAGCGUGAUGCUCGAAAGAGGGCGUUGCAGAAGUGGUAUGACAGCCUGAAGUCUGAGCCCAUGCAACACAUGGCUGCAUACAUGGCAGUGCGCAACCGGAUCACCGUUGAUCCGCAGCAGAUCAAAGCCGCGAUAGAAGCAAAGCACCAAGCUCUCCUACAAGAAUGCUUCCUUCCGCGAGCCAUGCUGUCCGCUAUCGACUCCCAUUAUUCCUUUGAGAUGAUGAAACUCAUGCACCAGAACGGCACGCCUGGAUUCAGCCUGAUGCAUCUUCUCUUCCAACUUUUCAAGAAGAAGCAGUUGUGCUCGCUCAUAUUUGGGUGCACACAGAAUGAAGCGCAGCAUCUCGCGCGAUUCUUGCUGGAGACUCUUAAGCUCCUUCAUCGGUGGCACGCAGACCAAUCAACAUACGAGAAAGAGGCAUUGGGUCUGAAGAAGAAAUUGCCGGGGUUCGUCAAAGUCUUCGAAGCCACCGGCGAGCCCAAGUCUGUCAUGGACUGGCAGACCUUCCGCAGGAUGCUAUUCAACAUUCACGUCGCGCUCAAUGGGGCGCUGCAAGCUUGUUUCGAAUCCGGAGAGUACAUGCACAUCCGGAAUGGCAUCAUGGUUUUGAAGGGUAUCCAUCAAGUAUUCCCGGCCAUCAAGUUUCACGGUAAGAACAUGAUUGACCAGGUCGAAAGAUUGUCGAAAGAAGAACAGCGCAGUGACCUCAAACUUGCUGCGAUGUCGCUUCGCGGACCAAUUCAGAACCGAGAGAAGCAAUGGGUCUUACCGCAAAACUUCAGACUUGGGGAGGGUGCCAAAGAGGGCGCAAAGACUGGCGGUCAAGACUCUUCUGGCAGACCAGAAACUCCUCAACCAGGCGCCGCCAAGCUUAAUGCUUCUGCACCCGAUUUCAAACCUACGCUUCCCAUCGGGCCCCCUAGAAAGGAGUCUGCUGUCGAGGAUGGUGAGAUACGAGACGAAAAAGUGGCUGCGGCGAAGGCAGAGGUCACUGUGUCCCAGAGCAUCAAGGAUGUUGCAUCUGCAGACAGCGCACCCUCGAGCAGGGACACGCCAAAGCUAGCAGACUCGCGUCCAGCACGUCCACUGCCUGACCGAGAUGGUUUGCGGUCUGAGUCGAAGUCAUCGACACCAGCACCAUUCCCAGCCAAGAGCGCUCCUCAUUCGGGUAUGCCGCUACGGCCUGAUUCACGAGAUGCUUCGCACCGAAUGGAAAGCUCACGGCCGCCCCGCGAUCUUCCGAACCGUCCCCAAGAGUCUGCGUACAACCGACCGCUUCCUGGACAGUCUGCUUCACGAAAUAGCGGCCACUAUGGUGACCGGCCAGAUGAUCAUUACGGCAGACUCGAGAGAGGCGGUGAGGUCCGACCUGCCUCGCGGGAUCAGUCGCCAAGUCACCGUAGCGGACGGGGCAGGACGCCGCCGGGUUCCAACCCUCGGGGAACGUACCGUGAUGAGCGACCGUACGAUCGUGGACCAGCUGAUGGUCGUUACGGUCGCGAGGAAUCGCGUGGAUCUCGUCAUGAUGCGCCGACCCAUCAGAACCGGCACGCGCCCGAAUCGCGAGAUCGCCCGCCACUGUCGAGCCGAGCUUCUGAUAGUGGACUGCACCCGGAUCGAAUGGGACACAUCUCUUCCCGACCUCACGUAGAACACGAGCAGCGUCGAGAGCGCAGCCACCUGGACGAUCGCAACGGCCCGCCCCCAUUCCAAGCACGAUCCGACAGUCGCACGAACGGGCGGCUCGCAGAUUCUUCUCGAGACGCGCCCAAUCGAUCGGAGCAACAGCAGGACCUUGCACCGCGAGGUUCUCGAUCGCGGGGGCCUAGACUGCAAGAGAUGCCUCCUCCAUCAGCAGAGUCCACCUAUGGUCGACUGAAUGCGCCAGCCGAGCCACCUACGGGUCCUAAGAAUGGCCCGGGGGGCAAUAGGAGCGGUAGAAACUUCACUGCACCACCACCCGGCACUCCGUCUUUGCCAUCGCCGACCCUUACGAGACAACCUGAGCACUCUACCCCUGUGGCGCCCCGUGGACCAUCUCGACAGGCGAGUGGUCACAUGGAUCGGGUUUCUGCCCCAAAUUCCGCACCUAGCACCCCUGCAACCGAGACCGGGCCAUCCGUCCACCCAAGUAGACUCACCAACGUCGGCCAACCACCGCAGCCUGCACAGAUCCAGACGAACUUUGCCCCGAAUGGUCCACGCAGUGUCAGCGCGGCUUCGCCAAUGACAGCAGCGCCGCCAUCUGCGCCUCGUGGACCAGGCCGCCACGGUACUUCGUCUAGUACACCAACGGGGCCUCCACCUGUGAGCAACGUGCCACCAUCGGGCCCUGCAACAAUAGCAGAGAGGCAGCAGAAGAAUCGUCAACGUGCCAGUAUCAACGCCACUCUGCAAGGCAACGGCAGUCAAGCUAGUCCUCAAGGUGUGCAGUUCAGAGGUGCUUCUUCUAGGCAAUCAAGCAUAUCUAACGCACCACCUAUGGCUCCUCCUGCCGUGCCGGCGUCUACGGUUGAUCUCUUCCAGAACAGAACCGAUUCUGGGAAUGAACGCAGUCACCGACAUCGUGACGAUGGCCGGCAGUCCAGCAGUCGUCACCAAAGCCGAGAGCGAUCUCACAACGAAUCUUUUGGACAUGGACAUGCUCCUCCACCGCCACCUGGUCCUGCGGACGAUGGUCGGUCUCGAAGAGAUCGAUCAGCACGCGAUGACCGACCUCGUGAUAGUGCUCGUGAUGGAUCUCGCGCGAGCGGAGCUAAUCGUAUGGCCCCAUCAGGACCACAAGCUGAAUUUCGAGGUGGCCAGCAUCCUCGACGAGAGGAGGAUCGAAAGGAGUCAAGUGGCAGAGGCAUGCCGCGAGAGGAGCAUGGUCCACCAGGAGGUCCAGAUGGCAGGAAGCGAAGACACGAGGAGGCGCAGCAAGGCUUUGAUCCUACCAAGAGACGACGCAGUGGACGACCAUAG